AUGCAAUCCACCCAAGAACCCGCCGACAUCGCCGUCAUCGGCGCCGGCAUUGUCGGCUCGGCCCUAGCAUACUACCUCUCCAACAACAACAAAACCAAGAAAAUCAUCCUCGUUGACCGCUCCCUAACCCCCCUCAACGGCUCAACCGGCCACGCUCCCGGCUUCGUCGGCCAAUACAACGACAGCGCCAUCCUCACCCGCCUCGCCAGAGACACCGUGCAGGAGUACACCACGAUCCCAGGCGGCUUCGACACCAUCGGCGGGAUCGAGCUGGCUACGAGCCAGACAGGCGCAGAGCGUCUCCAGCGCCGAUAUGAUUCGGCCAGAGCAGCAGGCCUCCCUGCCGAACUUAUCUCCCCGGAGGAAGCAGCCCGCAUGGCCCCAGCCCUAAUCAAGAAGGAGGAUGUCACAAGUGCGUUGUACUUCGCCAGUGAUGGUGCAGCAAGUGCUACCUGUAUCACGAGGUUUUAUCAAGAUGAAGCGCGCGCUAGAGGCGUCGAGUGCAUCGAAGCAGAUAUUACUGGUAUUCAUAAAGAUGGCAAUGGUCGCGUAGAUGGCGUGAACACAGGUACAGCUGGAUUCAUCCCCGCUAAGACUGUCAUCCUCGCUACGGGUAUCUGGGCCCCUGAGCUUCUACCGAACAUUGAUACCCCUAUCCCCAUCGUCCCCGUCGCUCAUCCAUACAUGUACGGACCUUACCACGACCAGAAGAAGGUACCAUCCCCAUGGAUCCGCUGGCCCGACCACCACGUCUACGCGCGCGACCAUGGCCCCUUCUACGGCCUCGGCUCAUACAACCAUGCCCCUGUCGCGCAGGAACCAAAGGAUACAGCCAUCGGCGAGUGGAUCUCUGAGUUUGACAACACUUUGAAAGACGCGCUGGGAUUCAUCCCACCCGAAACUGGUCUUACCCCCAGAGAAACAUUCAAUGGGAUUUUCUCCAUGACGCCGGACAAUUUGCCCCUUGUGGGUGAGGUUCCUGGGUUAGAGGGCGUGUAUCUGGCUGCUGCGGUGUGGGUUACGCAUGCGGCAGGCACUGCGAGGUUUUUGUGUGAUGUGUUGGAAGGGAAGGAGGUGGAUGGGGAGAUCAAGAGGGGGUUGGAUCCGGGGAGGUUUGCGGGAAGGGAUGGAAAGACACUUAGGAAGGUGGCGUUAGGGGGGUAUAAUGAGAUUUAUAGGGUUGGUGGUGCAGAGUUGUAA
Molecule: messenger RNA, 1200 nt
Organism: Aspergillus luchuensis
Lineage: Eukaryota; Fungi; Ascomycota; Eurotiomycetes; Eurotiales; Aspergillaceae
Product: NAD(P)/FAD-dependent oxidoreductase
Exons: 1
Coding region: 1-1200 (399 amino acids)
Cellular component (GO): cytoplasm
Molecular function (GO): oxidoreductase activity
Source: RefSeq, a predicted model, not a curated record